Messenger RNA from Triplophysa rosa, 5311 nucleotides. RefSeq names its product platelet endothelial aggregation receptor 1 (gene pear1). The record is from RefSeq and is a predicted model, not a curated record. The transcript is spliced from 24 exons. NCBI's taxonomy places the organism in Eukaryota, Metazoa, Chordata, Actinopteri, Cypriniformes, Nemacheilidae. Bases 233 to 3292 code for a protein of 1019 amino acids. Gene Ontology annotation, molecular function: protein binding. Gene Ontology annotation, cellular component: membrane.
ACUUCUGCUGCCUGUCAUUGUCGCGCGCUCUCUUGUGCGUAGAAUCGCACGAUACAGCGAAUGACUACACGCAAACCAAUUUAUCUGUAACUUUAGGAGCAAGACUCGGCUUCAAACUGUAUACACUGAAUUACCUUAAAAAGCGUAAAGGACGGAUCUCCAUUGUCUUCGGGACGCAGCUCUUAAGAAUAUUCCCUCAGUAAAUUCCUAUGCCACUUCUCAAGUAAGCAGGAUGAAGAUGGCGGAGAGCUGUGUGGUCCUGUUUAUCUUGGGCUGUCUGUGUGGACCAUCAUUGUCUCUGGAUCCUCGAGAUCCAAACGUCUGCAGCUUAUGGGAAAGUUUUACCACUUCAGUAAAGCAAUCCUAUGCUCGCCCGUUUGACCAAGUGUACGAAGAGACCUGCACUGAACCCUGGAGUGCGAACAAAUGUACCCGACACAGGAUCACUUAUAAAACAGCAUAUAGACAGGUGGUGAAAAUGGACUACCGUAGGAGAUAUCAGUGCUGCCGUGGGUUUUAUGAGAGCAGAAAUAAAUGUGUCCCACGCUGCACAAAAGAGUGUGUCCAUGGUCGAUGUGUAGCACCUGAUCGGUGUCAGUGUGAGAACGGCUGGCGUGGAGACGACUGUUCCAGCUCAUGUGAUGCUCAGCAUUGGGGUCCAGGGUGUAGGCUGGCCUGCGAGUGUCAGAAUGGAGGAGUGUGUGAUGCUCUCAUUGGAUCCUGCCUCUGUCCUCCUGGAUAUACCGGUGAACACUGUCAGGACCCCUGUUCCGAAAUGUUUUUCGGUCAAAGCUGUCUACAGCAGUGCCAGUGUGGAACAGGAGGGUUCUGCAAUAAAACCACCGGAGAAUGCGUGUGCAAAGGAGGUUUUACUGGAACUUUGUGUGAGGAGCCGUGUUUCAAGCCAAACCGAUGUUCUCUACGUUGCCCAUGUCAGAAUGGAGGCAUUUGCAAAGGAACAGGGGUGUGCGUGUGUCCUCCUGGCUGGAUGGGUGCAGUCUGCACUGAGCGAUGUCCACCAGGCCGGUUUGGUAGUAACUGUGUUAGUGAAUGUAUGUGCCAUAACGGUGGCCACUGUGAUCCACAGAACGGCCAAUGCCAGUGUGAUGCGGGCUACACGGGAGAUAGGUGUCACGAUGAGUGUCCAGUAGGUACGUACGGUGAGAACUGUAAGGGCGUGUGUGACUGUGCUAAUGGAGCCCGGUGUUAUAACAUCCAUGGCGGAUGUCUGUGUGAACCGGGCUUUACUGGACCCCGCUGUGACCAGAGAAUGUGUUCCGAUGGGGUUUAUGGCAUUCACUGUGAACAACGCUGCCUCUGCAACUCACAAAACACCCUCAGCUGUCACCCUCUAAAGGGGGAAUGUACCUGUCAGCCUGGGUGGGCGGGGCUGUAUUGCAAUGAGACCUGUCCACAUGGUUACUAUGGAAACGGUUGUCUGGAGCCCUGCCUUUGUGUGAACGGAGGGGUGUGUGACACAGUGACCGGCCAGUGCCAUUGUGCCCCCGGACACACAGGGCUACACUGUGAUAAACUGUGUGAGGAUGGCCUCUAUGGGAAGGACUGCUCAUCUCAGUGUACCUGUGUAAACUUUAUAGCCUGUUCUCCUAUUGAUGGCACAUGCUACUGUAAAGAAGGCUGGAGAGGGCCCGACUGUGCCGUCACAUGUUCAAAAGGCACAUGGGGUCCUGGCUGUAACUUCACAUGUCACUGUGCAAAUGGAGCGUCCUGCAACCCUGCCGACGGCUCAUGCAAGUGCACAGCGGGGUGGAGAGGAGAUUAUUGUGACGAGACCUGUCCCAUAGGCACGUUCGGCCCAGGCUGUCAACACAAAUGUGACUGUCUGCAUGACGAAGGAUGUCACAGUAUUUCAGGACAAUGUCUGUGUUUACCCGGCUGGACAGGUCUUCGCUGCACGCAGCAAUGUCCAGAAGGGACAUGGGGCCAUCAGUGCAACCAGACGUGUUCCUGCCUCAACAGCGCCCCCUGUCAGGCACACACCGGAACAUGUCUGUGCAAACCUGGAUUCUGGGGAGCUCAGUGUCAACACAAGUGCAGCGCUGGUCUGUUUGGAGAGAAGUGUAGUCGACAGUGUCCCUCAUGUGUCCAUGCCUCCUCCUGCCAUCACAUUACAGGCGAAUGUCAGUGUCUGCCUGGAUUUACAGGAUCAUUAUGUGAACAAGCAUGCCCCAUUGGUCGCUAUGGGAAGCAGUGUAGCAGUGUGUGCAUGUGCACCAACAAUGCGACGUGUCAUCAUGUAGAUGGCGCCUGUCUCUGCCCACCAGGAUGGGCUGGAUCAGACUGCUCCUCGUCGUGUCCGACAGGGACGUUCGGCACUAACUGCGCUCUGACCUGCUCAUGUCCUCCAAACCAUUCCUGCGACCCUCACACUGGAGACUGUGUUUGUGUACCUGGACCAGACACGGACUGCAAACCAGAGCGGGAGCUAAACAUGAUGGUGCCUGUGUCUCCGGUGGAGAGAGACUCGUGGGGAGCUAUCGCAGGCAUCGUGGUGCUGGUGAUUUUGGUGGUGCUCUUGUUGGCUAUUUUGCUGUUGUAUCGUCGCAGACAGCAAGACAAACAGAGCAACACGCCCGUUGUUUCUUUCUCCUCGACCCGUACUGUCAGUUCAGAAUAUGCUGUGCCAGAUGUACCGCACAGCUAUCAUCACUAUUACUCAAACCCAAGUUACCACACGCUGUCUCAGAAUAGACCUCCACUGCCACACCUCCCCAACAACCAGGACAGAGUCAUAAAGAACACCAACAACCAGCUGUUCUGCAGUCUGAAGAACAGGGAGAGAGAGAGGAGAGGUCUGUUUGGAGCUGACACAAAUGCAACUCUUCCUCCAGGAUGGAAGCACCAGGAACCAAUUAAAGAUACAGGGGCUUUUGGGAUUGAUCGGAGUUACAGCUAUAGCGCUACUCUUGGGAAGCACUAUAACAAAGAUUUAAAAGAUUCUUGUGUGGCAGUGAGCAGCAGCUCUCUGAACAGUGAGAACCCAUACGCCACCAUCAAAGAUCUGCCUGGCUUGCCACCGUGUCCUCCAGAGAGCAGCUACAUGGAGAUGAAGUCUGCGGUGCCCCGAGAGCGAUCUUACCCUGAGAUCAGCCCGCCUGCCGUGACCUCCCCUUCUCUAGUGUGCAGAGAACACUGUUCCGUUGGCAACGUUCUGGAACAGGAAACUCAGAAUCACUAUGAUCUGCCAAUCAACAGCCACAUCCCCGGGCAUUACGACCUGCCCCCUGUACGGAGACCCCCAUCUCCAUCGCCACGGAGACUGCCACACUGAUCUCCAGAUUUAAAACACUUUGGUCCUUCUUGAAAAUCACUACAAUCACUCGCAUGUGAAUGCAUUGAUGGAUAGAUGGGACCAAAAAAGUGACUGAGGCCUGAGCUGCACAACACUGCCAUCUAUUGGACGCCAUUGAAUGUUCAUGGAGCAAAAUGUCUCCGGAAAGGAGCGGGUAUGGCCUGGCCGUCCGCGUCCGCCCGCGUGACGUCAUCAGGAGGUUCCGUAGUCGUCCGCACACCCCAUCACGCGUGACGCGUACAACAGCGCAUGCGCAAGAAAAAUGCACUAGUCCACUAGGGGUCAAUACACACACAGAAAGUGUGCAGUGUGCCGUUGUCGAAGAAGAACGAUACAAAACCAACACGCUGAAAGCAAGAACAGUAAGCUAAGAAGCAUAGCCUUCUUCAUACUGUUUGGUUGUUGUUCUUGUUGUCUUGCGGUUUGUUCGAAUUGUUUGCAAUGGCGAAUGACUUCCUCUAUCAUUAAUUUGCAGUGGGUCUGUGAAUGACGCGACUCAGCGCUGCCCUCUGAUGGUCUGGUAGAGCACACAUACUCAUUUGUACUCGGACGCGUUUGUGCGCGAGACGGACGCGGAAAGUCAAGUAUACCCGCUGCUUUAGAGGUAUUUAGAGUUUAAAACCCACAGUGAACUAAGCUGUCAAAAGCUCUACCAUUCUUUUCCACCUAUGAAUAUUUUGGUUGACUUUUGUAACAACUGACGAACAAGAACCAGCGUUAAAAAGCCUUUAACAAUUUGCUGCAUACUACAUCACAUUUUGGCGUAUAAUUCAUGCUGCUUUUCUAAAUGUUUGCUCCGAAAAGCACGUGGCGACUUUAGUGACUGGUGGACAACAACAAAACUUAUUUCAAUCUUUGCACAUGUUUUUUUUGCCAGUUUUUUAUAUAGAAAUAUUUCCCUGCCGUCACAAAAGUUGCCAUAUAUACAUCAUCUUUAUGUGAAAUAUACACAUAAAAAGGCCAAAGAUAUGCAAACUAUGUUCAUAUGAAGAUUUAUGCAAUAUAUUUUAAUUAAGCCAUAUCUAGGUAAAAGCUGGGCUAAAUGCUUUAAAGUUUUUUUUUAUCCAAUCUGGUAAUCAGGGUUGUAAAUGUCAGUAUAAUUUUAAAUUACAAAAAAAUAUGAAAAUUAUUUGAGAUUGUAAAUUUGAGGGCACACUAGAAACCUUUGCUUUGAAUGUCAGAAACAUAAAAACUGUAUAUAGUGUAAAUAAAUAUCACUUUUCAUGCAUAAUGUGAAUCAUCACUGUCGUUUAUUAACAUUUUUUUGAACAUUUUUAGUUGUACUACAGUUCAGUUUAUUUCCCAUGAUGUAUUGCUUUGUUUCCUUGCUCACUUUUGAUAAAAGUGUCUGCUAGAUGUAAUUUCAAGACACAGUUUUAGUCUAAUGCAGCACACAAUGACUCCGACACCAGCUGAAUUCACUUCCUCAUCACAGCAAUACAUACACUGCAGUAAAUUUCUCAUUAAAGCUUAUUCAUAUUUCACUUACAAUAAAAUACAAUAAAUAAAGUUCAGGACAUGAGAACUGUUAACUCUUUAAACAAACAAGGCCUCGAGACUUACCUGCAGAUAAAACACACACAUCUGCAUAACAAAUGCAGCACAUUGUCUUUAGGUGCCCAUCUUGACAAUAUGUUUAACAGCAGCACAAUGAGAUUAUCGUCAUGCUAUUUUCAUAAGCUUUUUGGCAGUUAAUCACUUUGCAAGCAGUGUUUUCACAGCUCCUAUGCAAAGGACUGUUAUAAUAAUAAAACAUCAAAAUGGAAGAUUUAAUAGAGACAAAUUGAUCUGCAAUAUGAUGGAGACAAAUUGAAAAAGUCAAAAGGGCUUUAUUUAACUGAAUAAUUUUAAGGCACAGUUUGUAACAAGGCUCUUAGUUUAACAUCAAUUCUGAAUUUGCUCACAAAAGUAAAUGUAAAUGAUUAAAAGAAAAAAGCAUAAGCUUCCAACGAUAAAGCAAGUAACAAAAGCCCUGUAGUCUGUUUCAGCCAUUUUUUU